AAGUUUGGAAAUUGAAAUCUUAGUGCUGUGCAAUGGCAUCUUCAAUCCUCACUGAAUGCCGGAGGAUUGACGCUGCAGGCAGUGGUGCGUUGCCGAAGCACGACCUAUUAAAUGUUCUGGAGUCAGCCCUUCCGGAUUGGCGCGAAGAUGAUGUGGAAACGCUGCUCCACACUUGGGGUGAGCACAUCCAGUACGAGGCCUUCGUGCGUUGGCUCUUCGAGAUGCGCAGCUCAAGCUCGAGGUCCAAAUCUCGGAGCUUCAAGGUGGCCAUUUUCUCGUGUGCUCCCUAUGACCGAGAGUGGUUCGAUCGAGCAAACGAGGAGCUAAGCAGCAACAUGGAGUUUACCUACAACCCGGAGCAAUUGAAUAUGGACACUGUGAAGCUGGCACAAGGUUGUGAUGCGGUUUGCACUUUCGUGAACGACUUCGCAGGUGCGGAUGUGGUGGAAGCUCUUCAUGAGUUGGGCGUUCAGAUGAUCGCCCUGCGCUGCGCUGGCUUUGACCGCGUGGAUCUCAAAGCCACGGAGCGGUUUGGCAUCACUGUGGCCCGGGUGCCGGCCUACAGCCCGUAUGCAGUCGGGGAGCAUGCUGUUGCAUUGAUGUUGUCCUUGAAUCGCCACAUUACACGGUCCUACAGAAAUGCACGGAUUGGGAACUUCAGCUUGAAUGGUGCCAUGAUUGGACAAACGUUGCAUGGUAAACGAGUUGGCAUCAUCGGUACAGGUUUGAUUGGAUCCAUCACUGCACGAGUCAUGAAGAAGGGCUUUGAAUGUGAUGUGGUUGCUUAUGAUGUUUUCGAGAAUCCCAAGAUUGCGGACCCCGAGCCACAAGGCUUGGCAAUUCCCUACGUGUCCCUGGAUGAUUUGCUCUCCACUUGUGACUUCAUCUCUUUGCAUGCACCACUGCUGCCAUCCACGAAGCAUAUGAUCAACUUUGACAAGUUGAAGAUCAUGAAGAAAGGCAUCAUGAUUGUAAACACCUCCCGCGGUGGACUCAUUGAUACCAAAGCACUGAUUCAAGGCUUGAAGGACGGCACGAUUGGCGGGGCUGCCAUGGAUGUGGUCGAGAACGAAGCGCCGUACUUCUUCAGGAACUUCUCCACAAGCUGGAUCACAGACGAGAACAUCGCCGUGCUGUUGCGGAUGCCCAAUGUCCUUUUGACGCCGCACUUGGCCUUCUUCACACGAGAAGCUUUGAAGACAAUCUCCGACACCUCUUUGAAGAGCAUGGCAGGCGUUCGUGAAGGCUCCGGGCCACCUAAGCAGAAUGGCAAGUUGGAUUGUGUUUGCUUGCCUCCUAAACAGGAACCUUCCGUGCAGCGUAAAGAAACCCAAGCAGCUGCAAUGAGUUUUAUGCAAAGCCUUCCUCCUCCAGUACAUCCCAUGAAGGCCGAGUACUUCCCGGCGUUCGAGAACGCCGAUCAUACUUUUCGCAUCGCGUUCUUCUCCGCCACGCCCACGGAGAUCGAGGCCUUCCAGAAGGGCAACGAGGAGUUCAAGGGGAACUUCACCAUUGACUUCUACAAGAGUCGUUUGACCAUGGAAAGCGUGGACCUGGUGAAAGGCGCCCAGGGAGUGUGCAUCUUCGUGCAUGACGACGCGUCGGCUGAGGUGCUGAAAGCGCUGAAAGCCCAGGGGGUGAAGAUGUUGGGUCUACGUUGCAGUGGCACAAACAAUGUGGACAAAGAUGCGGCCGAUGAACUAGGGCUCACUGUGACUCACGUGCCGGGCUACAGUGCCUCUUCCACUGGCGAGCAUGCCGUGGCCUUGGCCACUUCCGUGAUCCGAUGCAUCCCACAAGCCGUGGAGAACACCAGGCGCUGCAACUUUGAGCUCAACGGCUUGCUUGGCUUCGACAUGAUCGGCAAGAAGGUGGGCAUCAUUGGCACCGGCCGAACUGGAAAAGUCGCAGCACGAAUCUUCAGCGCUGGAUACGGAUGUGAAGUAUUGUGUCACGAUGUGGUGGAAAAGUCGCAGAUAAAGGAGGCUCCUCCCAAUGGGCUCGGCUUGCGAUACGUGUCUCUCGAUGAGAUUUUCACCCAGAGUGACAUCAUUUGCCUUUUCGUACCGCUCAAUGGCAAGACGACCAAGCUCAUUGAUGCAGCUGCCAUUGAGAAGAUGAAGAACGGCGUGAUUCUGGUCAACACCUCAAGGGGUGGCCUUAUCGACAACAAGGCCUUGAUCCAGGGUUUGCAACAGGGUAAAAUUGGUGGAGCUGGGUUGGACGUGGUGGAGGGCGAAGAUGCAUACUUCCACACUGAUUGGAGCAACAAAGUUGUGGAACAUGACGAUCUUAGUGUUCUGACCUGCUUCAACAAUGUGGUGGUCACCUACCAUCAGGCAUGGUUUACCGUGGAGUCCAUGAAGAGCUUGUGCCAUACGACCUUGCGGAGUUUCCAUGCCUGUCGUCUCGGUGAAGAACCACCACUGCAGCGCAACAAAUACAAGACCGUGGUAUCGAAGCAAGAUGGAGACUGCACCGCAUCCAUUGACUUUAUGUCUUUCCGGCGCAGCAAGAAAGAAAUUGAAAGUGCAUAAGAACACUCUCUGAGUGUCGCGGCAGGACUUGGAUUUGUUUCAGGCGUGCGCCAUGAACGGCGCGCAGAACGCCAUCUGUGCGCCCUGUAUCUCUUGAGCCAUCAGAUGUGUUCCGCAUCUGCGGACAGGUGGAUGCACAGCUGUAAACACCAAAUCACGC
Molecule: messenger RNA, 2697 nt
Organism: Durusdinium trenchii
Lineage: Eukaryota; Dinophyceae; Suessiales; Symbiodiniaceae
Source: the annotation of a GenBank genome assembly